Dibothriocephalus latus is the source of this 180-nucleotide messenger RNA. NCBI's taxonomy places the organism in Eukaryota, Metazoa, Platyhelminthes, Cestoda, Diphyllobothriidea, Diphyllobothriidae. The record is from the annotation of a GenBank genome assembly.
AUGUCCGGAGUCAACCAUGUGGGCAAGGAUGGAGCUGUUGAUGCUUCUGACUUCACCUUUGACCAGCCAUGCCGGGGCCUCAAUGACGAAUUCGUCACCGUCUUGGGCGCCGACUGGUUUCUCCUCUUUAUGGCCCCCGAGGUGCACCAUACGAGCGCCGUCAAAGCUCUGCGCUGUUUC